Molecule: messenger RNA, 2376 nt
Organism: Micromonas pusilla CCMP1545
Lineage: Eukaryota; Viridiplantae; Chlorophyta; Mamiellophyceae; Mamiellales; Mamiellaceae
Exons: 1
Coding region: 1-2376 (791 amino acids)
Source: RefSeq, a predicted model, not a curated record
AUGGACAAUUACCCUCAGCUCGUGUUCUCCGCCGCCGCGUUUAACGCGUCGCUCGCGGACGAACUCCCGCGCGGCGUCGGGAUCGCGGGCGCGCGCAGGGACUUCGUCGCGCUCGCGGUGAUGAUGGGGAACGACUACCUGCCCGGGUCGAGAUUCGGGGUGAAGUACUCGUGGCGCGCGUACAGGCAGCUGCGCACGGGCGAGCCCGGACCGUGGAUCACGGUGGACGAGGAGGAGGAGCUCCUCGAUCCCGCGGAUGGCGACGGCGUAGACGUCGCGAUCCCCUCGAGCUCGAACCACUCCGUCGCGAAGGACGUUGCGUGGGGGAAGUACAGAGACACGCCUCUGUUCCCCUCGCCGACGGAGCGGGACCUGAGCGAGGACGUGUAUCGGUGGGGGGACGGGCACGCGCGGGGCGCGGCGUUCACGGCGGGGAAGAUGGCGUUUCGACACCCGCCGCCCGUGCACUGGGAGAUGUUGCGGGACUUUUCAAAGGUGUUAUCCGACCCGGAGUACGUGAAGCGGCAAGUGCACGACGGUUUACGGCCCAGGGCGGACGUGCAGAGGUCCGUGAACGCCGCCGCGGCGCUCGUCGCGUGGUUCGGAGACGACGACGACGACGACGACGACGCGGGAGACGACGACGACGACGACGACGAAGACGAAGACGACGAUGACGCGGCGUCUUCCUCCUCCUCCGCGGUGAAAGCGGCCGUCGUCGAGCCGCGCGUUGCGAACGUCGCGGGCGUCGGCGGCGUCCUCCGCGCGAGCGCGGACCCGCAGCAGAGCACGCGACGCGCGUACGAGUACGUCCAAGCCGUCGGCUGGGUCUUGGAGAUGUACUACGCCGGCGCGUGCCUCGACUACGGGUACAACUUCGUCUACCCCACGACGGAUUCGAAGAGCGACAUGAGCGAGGCGGACUUGAACGAGGCGACGAAGGCGACGUUGGCGGCCGCGGCGGCGGCCGCGAAGGUCGCGCCCGGAGGAGGGGGCGGCAACAGCGCGAACAACGGCAACAACAGCGGGAACAACGCCGCCAACGCCAACCCGGGCGGCCGGACGCAACUGCCGCCCGUGCAUCCCGUGGACGUCGCGGAUUUCAUCUCGAUCCCGCUCACGUACGACCCGACGCUUGACCCUCUCCGCGACCCCGAGCGCGCGUCGAUCGCGUACCUGAACCGGUUCCCGAUCACCCCGCUGGCGUACUCGCUCGCCGUCAUUCCGAGAGGAGGACGGAGCUUGCUCGCGCGGGGCGUUCGGCCGCUCGUCGAUCCGGGGAGCCCGGUGUAUCACCUGUUCCGCGACGACUACUGCGUGACGUGCAUCAAGCACCGGAUCACCGCGGGGCCGCUCGAGCGCGUGAUUCAGAGAGAGGCGGAAGGCGGCGGCGGCGGCGGCGGCCCUGGCGGGAUCAUGAAGCCGAGGUCGGGGAUGGACAAGGACCGCAUCGGGAGCAGGGCGGAGAAGGUGCUGCUCGCGAAAAAGUUUGCCGGCGGCGACGAAGAGAUUCGCAAAGCCGCGCGCGCGGGCGGCGACGUCGCGAAAGAGUUUCUCCGAAAACUCAACCGCCGCCACCUCACGCACAUGAGCACCGCGCGGCAGCACGAGCAAGACAAGCCGCCGCCGCCUCUGAACGACCUCGAGGGCGCGGUGGCGCGAGCGUCAAUCGACGGCGCGCUCUCCGAAGACGAGGAGACGAUUCGAACGCUCGCGGACCAGCCGGUGCUGAUCUGGCACCAUGGUCCCAGCUCGGACCCGCCGGGCUUGGACUCGAGCGCGCUGACGGCCGAGGACGACAUCCCGGCGUGGGCGACGACGGUCGCGCCGCCGGGGUGCCGUCACGUCGGGAAGCUCAUGCGAGAGAUUCGGAGGUACGACGGCGACGCGAGCGCGGUGGUGAGUCGAUGGGCGGUUGGCGGCGAACGCGCGCCCGCGCCUCGAGACGUUGGGGGGGGGGGAGGGAGAGGCGGCGGCGGACGCGGCGGCCAGCGAGACGGCGGCGGCGGGAGGGGCGCAAACACCGCCAACGGACAGGGCGGCGGACAGCGCGGUCGCGGCGGCGGGAGAGGCGGCGGGCGGGCGCGCGGUUGGAGGCAGCCCGCGCCCGCCGGCGCCGCGAGAGGAAAGGAAAAGGAAAAGGAAAAUGCGGCGGGGAUCGAGACGCCCGCGAACGCGGCGGGCGAGGCCGCGGCGAGGCCGCCGCCCGCGCGCGCGAACAGAGUCGCGCGGUUCAGAGGCGGGCGCGGGGGCAAUCGCGCGCACGGCGGCGGCGGCGGCGGCGGCGGCGGCGAACGCGGGUCCUCCGCGAAAGUUCGCGCGUUUCCCUCGAUCUCGGCGGCGACGGCGGCGCGGGUCGCGUUCGCGUUUUUGUAG